Molecule: messenger RNA, 942 nt
Organism: Ostreococcus lucimarinus CCE9901
Lineage: Eukaryota; Viridiplantae; Chlorophyta; Mamiellophyceae; Mamiellales; Bathycoccaceae
Exons: 1
Molecular function (GO): zinc ion binding
Source: RefSeq, a predicted model, not a curated record
GUGGAGGAGCGAAGGGCGAGGGAACGCGAGGACGAGAACGUCGCGCGCGCGUCGCGAGCGGCUCGAGAAAUCCGAGCGACGACGAACGACGACGACGACGACGACGAUGACGACGAACGGUUGUGUAGGAUAUGUUUUUCGGGUGAGGAUGGCGGACGGUUGUUUUCGCCGUGCCGGUGUCGAGGUUCGAUGGCGUUGGUGCACGUGGAGUGCCUGAACGAGUGGAGAAACCUCAGUCGAAAUCCUCGGAGCUUUUACGGCUGCGAUCAAUGCGGAUAUCAGUACAAUCUCGAGCGCACGAGAGCGGCGCGUUAUUUAGAGCGAGAAGAGCCCGCGUUGGUGUUCGCAGUCGUGGGUGUGUUUCUCUUAACGCUCUUCGUCGCCGCGCUGUGUCGCGCGGCGAGCCACGGGGCGUUUCUCAUUAUGACGCGCGUACGCCAGUUUCUUCAAGCGCGAAACAUGUUGCGAUCGCGUCCGAGCAUCGAUCGCAUCCUAGCAGAACUCACCAUGAAGCGCGUGCAGACCCAUCGAGGCGUGACGCUGCACGCGUCGACGUGUUACGUCGAAGUCUUCUUCUAUCGUCUUGUGCGUUGGAUCCCUCCUUGGCGCGACUUGCGUCGCGCCGACAGUUGGUUCCACGCCCCGCGCAUCAUCGCGAUACACGAAUACCUCGACUUUUUCACCGGUGGGUACCUCAUGGUCGGCUUGCUCGCCUUCAUCGUGAGUAUGUACAACAAAAUUCAAGUUCAGGGAAUUCGCCGCGUCGCCGAAUUCGUCGGCCCGAGCUUUGCCUUCGUCUUCGCCGCCAACGGCUUAAAGGGCGCGCGGCUUCCCCUCUUCGCCGGUUCGCUCUACGCCUACGCCAAGCUUCACGAGUACACCAAGCUCAAGAGUCGCGCGCUGUUAAUGCGCAUAGGCCAACGCGUCUUAGAAGUUCAAUAG